GUGGUGUGAUUAGGCCAGGUUAAAGUAGCCUUGAUAAAUAAUUUUUCGAGUGUCUCCUCGUGGAACUGAGAGGUUAAUUGUCAAAAUACUUUGGAAAAUUGUUCCUUGUAUUUUGUCUUUUAAAAAAAAAUUCAUGCCGGACAGUUUGGGCUUGAGUUGUUUGAAUAUGGAAAAACUGGCAGAGAUUGGAAGCUGGCAGGCACACAGUUAAUGAAAAAAGUAUUAAAUAGCAAUCUUGCAUAACACUAAAUUUUUCAUGAUGUUGACAGAAUCUUUGGCCACAGAUGGUAGAUAGUGACCAUGUCUUUAUACUUCAGUGCUGUGAAAAAUACAAGUGCUGGACAGCACAGCUGCGUGAUGAAGGGAAUUAUCUGCCCUACUGGUUUUUCACUUUUGUUUUUAUGGCAGUGCCAAGUAGGCACUCACAUCCUAAAAGCUCUGUGUUGAGAGCAUGUGUUGGAAAUACAGACCAAGGAGUUAGGAGGGAAGUCCAUUUAUUUGGACAAAAAAAUUCUUGGGACAGCAGUAGUGGGUGGGUGAAUAUAGGUGCUGAGGUACCAGCCUGAAAAGAUGGUAUGGGUUGAAAUGUCAGAAGAUGGGCGAUUAUUGAAGUCUUCAGUAAUUUUAAGAGUAAGAAUUACCAUGUUAGAUCAGAUCGCUGACUUUCUCUGCUAUCUAGUCAGUGAUAUUAUCUAGCCUUAGGUCCAUAAAAACUAGCAGUAGGCCACCACUUAAUGAAAAAUUUAAUGUCUAGUUUAAACAUAUUAAAUAAACUAAAAGAAAAAAAGUGUAAAUUUAUCAGCUAGUACCUGGCUUGUCUUGGUUUAAAUCCUUUAUAACAUCUGUUUUAAUUCAGUUCUCAAUUCUUGAAAGUUACUAAGGCUUUGUUAAUUGCUCUUUCCCUACAGCAGUAAGGCUUAAACAAUUCUGUCUGCAUGUAGUUCUCCUUCAUCCUCUUCACCUUUGAAAUCAGUGGCUGAUAGAAAACCAGUUGUCAUAUAGGGAGAGCUCUUGGAUUAAGGGGCUUGUUUUGGUUUUGUUUUUUCCUCCCCAACACCACCCAGGUUUCAAAAAUAGUGAGUUGGAAAGAGUGUCCUACCUCUGUCUGUCAGGAUAUUUAAUCCUCUUAAUAAGCUUUAGACUUAAUGUUUACCUUCUGGCAGUAAGAUCUACCAUUGAGCUACUUCUUUUUAAAAUAUACAUUAUUUUUUAAUGAAGUAGGGUUUGCUGCUUCAGAGGAAGGUUGGUCAGGCCGAUAGUUGAGAUGCUAACUUACAGUAUCAAACUCAACUCAAGUUUCCCUGUUGCACUGUAGCCUCCCUUGGUCUAGUCAAAACUCUAGAGUAUAUCUGUACUGAUAAAUGAAAAAGAGCCAAGGAAUGAGCUCGAGCACUGGAUUAAUCUGUGAAUAUCUACAGUGCCCAUUAGCUCUUUUCUUAGCUCUGUUUUGCACCAGCUUUCUCCAGGACAAGUUCCUCUAAAUCUUACUCAGCACUACGUUGUACAGAUCUGGGCCAAUCUGUACCAGCUGCAGGACCACAGUAAUGGAACAACUGCAGGGUCCAGUUAUGCAAGAAGAUGCAAAUAUUAAAGCUAUUAAUGAAGAGUACAGGAAAGCCUUUAUUUUUAUCAAUAAAGGACUGAAUACAGAUGAACUGGGUCAGAAGGAAGAGGCAAGAAGUUACUAUAAGCAAGGGCUUGACCACUUGCUCCGAGGAGUUAGCAUUCCAUCACAGGGCCCUGCAUGUAUUGGGUCCCAGUGGGAGUCUGCCAGGCAAAUGCAACAGAAGAUGAGGGAGACCCUCCGAAAUGUUCAUGCUCGACUUGGCAUUCUAGAACAAAACACCCCACCCGUACAAGCAAGUCCUGCUGUGAUGGAUGCCCCUGCUGGGGUGCCCAAGCUGUACCCAUCCAUUCCUUCCAAAGAAAAGCCAGAAAGACCCCCUGCCCCUAAUUCUCUGUUCCUACCACGUCAACCACCUGCAGCAGAUGGAAGUGUUGCAACUGUGAGCCAGGGGCAAACUCCAGCGAUGAGUCCAUCAUCUGCAAAACCUCGUUGUCUGCCAAAUGAAGCACCUCCUGCCUAUACUCCUCAAGCUACCAAUGGCCAUUUUACUGUGUCUUACGGCACAGACUCUGGGGAGUUUUCUUCUGUAGGUGAGGACUACUACAGUAAGUGUACUCAGCCACCUCCCCUUGAAAACCUGGGAGUGGAUGCAGAUGAGCUGAUCUUGAUUCCCCAAGGAGUACAGAUAUUCUUUGUGACUCCUGAUGGGCAGGUUAGUGCUCCUUCAUAUCCUGGAUAUCUACGCAUUGUGAAGUUCCUGGAUACAGAUAGUGAGACGGCUCAGAAUCGUCCACCUGCAUUUCUUCAGGUUUGUGACUGGUUGUAUUUUCUAAUGUGUAACGAGUCUCCUGUUCUGUGCUGCAAUACUGGAGUCUACAUGUUCCCUGACACGACGUCCCAGUUACCAGGGUCCUACGUGGGAGUAGUGCUGUCUUCAGAACUUCCAGCAGCUGACAGAGAGCUGUUUGAGGAUCUCUUAAAACAGAUGUCUGACCUUCGAAUCCAAUUCCCUGAUAUGAUGUCACAGGUGCCAGGAUCCCAUGAGAGAGUAGGGUUAUCUUCAGAGCUCCCAGCAACUGAGAGAGCGCAUUUUGAAGAUAAAUUUAAACAGAUGUCUGGCCACAAAGUCCAGCCUCCAGAAGCCUCUAGUGAUACAGUUAACUUGCCUCAGACUGUACAUAUCCAACCACAACCUGAAGGAGCAGAAAAUCAGAAAGAGUUGCCAGAGUGGAGUGAGAAAGUUGCCCAUGGAAUCUUGUCAGGUGCAUCUUGGGUAAGUUGGGGCCUAAUUAAAGGAGCAGAAUAUACUGGUAAAGCUAUCCACAAAGGAGCUUCUAAACUGCGAGAACACAUUCAACCAGAAGAAAAACCUCUGGAAGUCAACCCAACUGUUGCAAAGGGACUUCAUGUAGCAAAACAGGCUACAGGAGGAGCUGUGAAAGUCAGCCAGUUCUUAGUUGAGGGAGUGUGUUCCAUAGCAAGCUGUGUUGGAAAGGAGCUAGCUCCACACAUGAAGAAGCAUGGCAGCAAAUUAGUUCCAGAAUCCCUUAAGAAAGAUAAAGAUGGCAAAUCCACUUUUGAUGGUGCUCUGGUGGUAGCAGCAAGUGGAAUUCAAGGCUUUUCAACAGUGUGGCAAGGUUUAGAAAAUGCAGCGAAGUGCAUUGCUAAAAGUGUUUCAACUGAGACUGUAAAAACUGUCAAAUACAAGUACGGAGAUGAUGCUGGCCGUGCUACAGACAACGCUGUGAAUUCUGCAAUCAAUGUUGGUAUGACAGCAUUUAACAUUGACAAUAUUGGUAUCAAAGCUGUGGUAAAGAGAACUGCAAAGGAAACUGGCCAUGCUGUGUUAGAUGAGUAUAAUGUCUUGGAUAAUGAGAAGGAUAAAAAAUUACACCAAUGAAAUACUUCUCGAAGCCUUAGAGAUGAAACUUCCUAUUUAUAACUAUAUUGCUAAUCUGUGAUCUAACACCAAUCACACUGUAGUUUUCAAGCAACUAUUACUUAAUUUGACAUGAAACUGUAAAAGUAGGGAGGGCAUUUGUAGGACAAAUGAAAGUUGUCUUAACUCCUUGUGUAUUGAACAAGGGUUUUAAACAACUGAUCAGGGUUUUAUAGAAAUGGAAGGAUAUGAGUUUGCAGUUAAUCAACUUGCCUCUGUAAGCACUUUUUCAAAAUAUAAUAUGGAAUAAUAAAUUAAUAUAGAAAUACUAUUGUGAAUAUUUUUGUAAUACUUUAUAAAGAACGUGGUGAUAUAGAACAAAUAGGCUUACUAAUUCUGGAACAAGUAAGAUUACUAGUUUUGUUUUUUAACCAUACUUAAGAGUUAGUUUUACUAAAACAGCCUUGUCUUAUUUAAUAUGCACUACUAAAAUAAGCUUUGUGUUUCAUUGUUUGGUAGAGAAUUGCUCUUUUCAGAUACCAAACAGCUAAUCUCACCCAAAGUUCAUGUUAGAAGAGAUGAAAGAUGAACCUCAGGUUACUAGGUAGUUAAUCCUUUUAAAACUUUUUUCCAUCCAGCAUAUAAGCAAACCAAAGAUACCAAGGAUUUCUUCUAAAAGAGGGUAUUUACAACGCUAGAAAAAUGUACUCUCCAGUUGACUCCAUAAGGAAUAUACAAAUUUUCUUUGAAAUUAAGAUUUUUAUUGAGAGGAUAAGUAUUUUUAUUUCAUAUAUUAAAGUAUUUUUCUGUAAAAAGAUUCUAUAGAGGACACUAGGAACUUCUAUGCAUUCUGUACUUGCGUCCAAUCCAGAAAUAUUCAGAGUAUAUAUUGUGGCCUCCUUAUGGAAUACAUUAUGUAUUUGCUUCAACAAGUAGUUUCAACAGUCAGCGUAUUUAUUCCAUUAAAUUCAUAGUUGCGCAAGGUAAAUUUUUAGAGAGAAUGAAGACAAGCCCUUUUAAUGAAGAGAUGUGUGUGGAAUAUAAUAGACACUGCUGUGUAGGUUUUUCAUCCUGUUCCUAGUGCAAUGUGGAAUAACUCCAUACGUAGAACCCUGCUACUUUAGCAGUUCAUUAUCGAGUUUUAAGGCUGCUACACAUACUAAUAUUGGCUGAACCUGCAGCAAACAGAACACCAUCAAUUUACAACUUAGAAAUAAGUUUCAUGUAAAUGGGGAACAUAACUAUAAAUGGUUGUUAGCAAAUGAUAUUUGCAUCAGAUUGAAAAAAUACAGUAACAACUAAUGUCUAUUAGAGUGGUAAUAGGUGCACAUUUUGUGGUAACUACUAUAGGUGUGUAAUUAGGCUGAGAAAUGUGAAACAAAGGGUCUAACCACUUGAAAUGUACCUUUGAUUUGUGGAAAUAAAGAUUAAAUUAAAGUUGGUUAA
Athene cunicularia (burrowing owl) is the source of this 4892-nucleotide messenger RNA. It is a transcript of the gene SPART, whose product is annotated as spartin. The record is from RefSeq and is a predicted model, not a curated record. Lineage: Eukaryota; Metazoa; Chordata; Aves; Strigiformes; Strigidae. Gene Ontology annotation, biological process: negative regulation of BMP signaling pathway; cell division. Gene Ontology annotation, cellular component: plasma membrane. Bases 1545 to 3467 code for a protein of 640 amino acids. The transcript has 9 exons.